GUGUUCUCUUAUUUUUUGCAGAAAAACCAACAACAACUUCUGAAGAAGAAGCAGCAGACUUGACUUCAAAAUGGCUGCCGAGCUGACCACGAGCUGCUGCCUUCUCUGCUUGGAUGAUUUUUCGCCAGGAGCUGGAGGAGAUUACAUAGAAGUUAACUCGGCCCGAGGAACGCAACUGGAUGUGGCCAAAAUAGUGGGCCAACAUUUUCCCGUAGUGAUACGCGAAAGAGAUCGCAUAUGCGAUCGUUGUUGGAAAACAGUCAUCGAAUUCCACACGCUUCAUGAGUUUGUCAGUGCGGCCCAGAGUUCACUUGAGGAGACCAAGGUGUUGCCCAUGGAAGAUGAUCCAUUAACACAAAACGAAGUGAAGGCACCGAAAAAAGUAGAAGAGAUUGUAAGCAUUGAACCAGAGGCCCCAACGGAGGCGGAUAGAAAUUUCUUUUAUCCCGAAGUGAAGAUUGAGGAGCACGAAUUGGAUCAUUUGCCCAAAAUAGAAAUACUAGAAAACACAAGUGACAGACGUCUAAGGAAAAGAGUUAAAGCCGAGGGUGUCCAGGAGGAUGGCUUGGAUGGUGAACCGGAAUCAAUUGCAGCGGAUGAACCACCUAAAAAGCGCCGUGGGAGACCCCGUAAAGUACCUGGAGCCACACCUACUUCAGUGGAAAAGUCAUUGGAUUUAAAAUCAGAGGAAAAACUCGAGUUCAGUGCCGAUGAUGAUGUUGGUCAUAUGGACGAUGAAGAUGAUGAUGAUAACCUGCCAGAUCCUGAUUUCCUGAAUGAGGAUAGCAUCGAUUCGGAUUCUAGCAAUUCCCAAUCAGAUACCGACUCUGAUUUCGAACUGAAUGAUGGCCAAGAGAAAUUGGAAUUUGCUGAUAUACCAAAACGAACUGUUCAACGUCCCAAGAAAUAUAAGAAACGCUCAAAGCCGGCGGAACCAAAGGUUCGCAUGUCCCGCGAACUUAUCGAACAACGCAAGAAGCAGCAAGAGGAAUAUGAUGAGAUUAUAGCCAAGUUCUUUAACAAAGUAUUGGCCUGUUCGUUGUGUAAUUUGUUGGUUCAUAAUUUCACGGAAAUGCAACGACAUCAUCGCCUCACCCAUCAAGUGGAUCCCGGCUAUAUGAUGUGUUGUGGCCGUAAAUUUACUCAACGUAAAGUUUUGGCUGAACAUGUUCAAGUUCAUUGGAAUCCAGAGCAUUUCAAAUGUCUAACCUGUUCGAAAUCAUUCCAAAACUCAAGACAUUUGGAGUCACAUCAGCAAGUGCAUUUAGAUCCCUCCAUUAAGUUGACAUUCACUUGUGAUCUCUGUUCCAAGACUUUCCUAAGUAAAACGGCCAUUGAUUAUCAUAAACUGAAUAAACAUGUACCCAAAUCGGAGUUCAAAUUCACCUGCACAGAGUGCAAUAAAAAAUUUCUCACCGAGCGCAAGCUUAAGAAUCAUAUGAAUUCCAUACACGAUCCAGAGAGUACCAUUAUCUGCGACAAAUGUGGCAAACAGAUGCGCACCAAAAUCAUACUGAAAAAGCAUCAAGAGCUGAUGCAUUCGGAUAAACCACGACCCGAACCAGAGCUGAAGCAAUGCCAAAUAUGCGGCGCCUGGCUCAAGGGUAUGACUGGUCUGAAACAGCAUAUGAAGAGCAUACAUGUGGAGAGUGCCGGGGAGCAUCGAUGUCACAUAUGCAGCAAAGUGUCGCCCAAUGCGAGAGCAUUACGUCGUCACAUCUAUCACAAUCAUGAGUGUGAAAGAAAAUUCAAGUGUACCAUGUGCGAAAAGGCAUUUAAACGACCACAAGAGCUGAGGGAACAUACCUCAACGCACACUGGCGAAGUAUUGUAUACCUGUCCCAAUUGUCCAAUGACAUUCUUUUGCUCCGCCAACAUGUAUAAGCAUCGUCAGCGUUUACAUCGUGCCCAGUAUGAGGCUGAUAAGAGUCAGCCUAAACCUCCGAAUAUAUUGAAAAUAUCACGUAAUGCCUCUUCGCAAAGUAAGACCAAGCAAGAGAUCUGAACUGUAGAAAGAAGAAAUAACUUUAAAUUUACCAUUAAAAAUAUAUUUAAUAAUAAUAAAUUUUUCAGUUAGGUGUACACAUUUUAAAA
Drosophila willistoni is the source of this 2094-nucleotide messenger RNA. Its product is annotated as transcription factor grauzone. The coding region runs from base 71 to 2005 and encodes 644 amino acids. Gene Ontology annotation, biological process: regulation of transcription by RNA polymerase II. The transcript is spliced from 4 exons. Lineage: Eukaryota; Metazoa; Arthropoda; Insecta; Diptera; Drosophilidae. The record is from RefSeq and is a predicted model, not a curated record. Gene Ontology annotation, molecular function: zinc ion binding; DNA-binding transcription factor activity, RNA polymerase II-specific; RNA polymerase II transcription regulatory region sequence-specific DNA binding. Gene Ontology annotation, cellular component: nucleus.